This is a messenger RNA of Paralichthys olivaceus (Japanese flounder), 1676 nucleotides long. Lineage: Eukaryota; Metazoa; Chordata; Actinopteri; Pleuronectiformes; Paralichthyidae. The record is from RefSeq and is a predicted model, not a curated record.
CUCAUUUCAAGCAACAAGAAACAUUUUGUUGAUAUUUCCACUCGUUCAUGAGACGAUACAGCUGCCACCACCUUUCGCUUGUUACUGAAGUCCUGUCACUCAACGUGGCCACCUAGUGGAGCUGUGAGGGUUGAUCACCCUCCUGGUCAUCAGAGAUUAUUCCACUACCUCCCUCAUCUGGGGAGGCGCCUGCUCUGCAACAUCUCCCUCAGAUCCCUUUCAUUUUUUGUUUUUACCCCCUGGAGACAAUACAGCACUGAGCAGAGUUUGAUUUCAUCAGACUUUGGUCGAUCAAAGAUUUAAAACCUCCUUGAAAUUUCAAGAGUCUCAUAGAAAGUGGAGUUGUUAACCAGUGGGUCACAGAAACCGUUCUGUCCCCUGACAUACAUGUGCGUGUGAUAUACUCCCAUGAUCCAUGGCUUCACACUGGAGUUAAUGGUGCUCCAGAGCCAGAAACAGGUCUCAUCCAACAAGAAGCAAACUGAGCCACAGAGGACGAGUCACUCUUAUCCAAUAAGAGCAAAGCCAGAUGGAACUGUCAUCAAACGGCACAUUCUCUACAGCGACACCAACAACAGCAUUCAAUGGCACAAGACAGACAGACAAAUACACCAAUCACAACUGGGAGUUCCUGGUGGCCGUCCUGGUCACAGCCAUCUCUAUCUCCAUCGUCAUCGCCCUCCUGGCUAAAUGCCACGUGAUCCGGCGUUACCUGGCCAGCUACCGGCACACGCGGCUGAGGGAGUCGGACACGGUCAGCCAGUUAGAUCCGUCAGGCCUUGACGUAGUGUUCGCGAUGCACAGUGGUCGUGGAGUGAACCCACACUGUGUCCCUCCCGUGAGCGAGGAAGACGACGACGGCUUCAUUGAGGACAACUACAUCCCGGCCAGCGAGCGAGCGAGGGCAGAGAGAGCAGCGGAGAACAUGGAGGACACUGAGGAAGAGAUGGAUGAGAUUGAAUUUACCAUCGCUUAGUGUCGAGUGUCUCCUCUCAGCUGAACCACUGAAUCCACUCGUACCUUUUCUUUAGUUUUUGUCAGUUACAAAAGUGACACUGGUUAAGUUUUGUAAAAUGUAAAAACCUGGGCUUGCAUGUGUCUGAAUUUUAAACAAGCACAGAAGUGUAUUAGUUCUCAACGUCUGGUCUGAUGACGAGUCACAGUGGUCAAGUUUUAUCUGUCAGCAUAGUGACGAGAGUAACAGCAAAUUAUAUGUUACUUAUUUAUACAAAAGGAUAAACUGGAAAUAUAUAAGUAGAAAAGAGAUAAACAGGUCUUCUCAUAGACUCUAUAUAAAGAUGGACGACAUAACUAUAUAACUAUAUAAAGAUGGACGACAUAACGACUCCUCAAAAGUGAAGCCAAAAUGUUAUUAGCACCCUCUGGUGGCUGGCUGCAGUAAAGGCCAGUAAUGUGAAGACACAUUGUCUAUCUUUACAUACAGCCUAAGGGUCUUCUGUAUAUAUUUACGUUAACCAAUCACUUGUGUGUCUUGACAGUUGUCGAUUGGUUGAUUGAUUUGCGGAUGCUUCAUUACAGGUCUUGAAAAAUAUCCUGGACGGACGAUCUCAGCUGUGGAGAGGAAACUUUCACUUUCCACUCUCAUGUGUUGUCAGUGGGAUAAAUAAGCAAAUGUGUGUGUAAACGUAUAAAUUAUUCAAUUAAUUGAUUAAAAA